Sander lucioperca (pikeperch) is the source of this 3783-nucleotide messenger RNA. It is a transcript of the gene tpcn1, whose product is annotated as two pore segment channel 1. Bases 578 to 3061 code for a protein of 827 amino acids. Gene Ontology annotation, biological process: transmembrane transport; monoatomic ion transport. Gene Ontology annotation, molecular function: monoatomic ion channel activity; voltage-gated channel activity. The transcript is spliced from 26 exons. Lineage: Eukaryota; Metazoa; Chordata; Actinopteri; Perciformes; Percidae. Gene Ontology annotation, cellular component: endosome membrane; lysosomal membrane. The record is from RefSeq and is a predicted model, not a curated record.
GUGAAUUGAUUCAGUGUCGCAAAUGUUUGUUGAUCCAGCUGUAACGUUAUCUGUAGAGCUUUUGUAGUAUCGUUAAUAACUGCCAGGUAUUGUUGCUUGCGGAAACAUUUAUCUAGAUGUAGAAUUGGUUUACGUAGUUAUCGGUUAAAUGUUAUCAGAACACGCACAACAUCUGUUAUCCAGCAGAAAGCCUUGUUUGUAAUGAUGCCGUGAUGGACACAGACAGUCUCAGCUUGUUAGCCUGAGUGACAGUGAACCAGUUGAUUCGGUGACAGAUACAGUCUGUAACAGGACGAAGACCAAAUCUGCAACCAACAGGCCAUGUCCGCUUCACACAACUUGAAAACCGUUAGUUCCUGUUUUGCAUGUCAGAGACAUUUUAACUAGUAUUUAGCAUCAUCUGAGUUAGCACAGCCUAACAAGUACUCGGUUUUAGCGUUAGCUGCGAGCAUCCAUGAUGUGCAGUUAUCUUGCAGUCUGCGGAACAAACCGCGCACUUAUUUAGCUAGUGGGUAGCUUAGAUUAACUCUUAUUGAACAUUAUAGCUGAAGGCUGUGCAGCCUGUUUAUCUGCUAAUAUGGAGUCUGACGACGAUGUGCCUCUCAUCUUAACCUGGGACGAAGCCAACCUCGGUCUGCUCAACGAGGAGACUGAGAGAGGAGACGAAAAUGGAGGAGGAGGCAAUUAUGACAUAGUGAACAACGCUGUGAUAUCAACACCUGGGCCACAAAUUCACAGAGCCCAAAACGUGUCCUUACGGCAAAGCUGGGAGAUGAACUACCAAGAGGCAGCCAUCUACCUGCAGGAGGGAGAGAACAAUGAUAAGUUCUUCACCCAUCCUCGAAACCCAAAAGCGCUGGCAGCGUACCUGUUUGCUCACAACCACCUGUUCUACAUGAUGGAGCUUCUGACAGGCCUGCUGCUGAUGAUGCUGUCACUGUGUGAAGCUCCAGCUGUGCCCUCACUGCGUCUGGAUGUCUACGUCCAUGCCACUCUGGAGCUAUUGGCUUUGGUUAUUGUGGCAUUUGAGCUAUGCAUGAAACUCCGCUGGUUAGGCUUCCACACCUUCAUACGACACAAGAGGACCAUGGUGAAGAUGUGUGUGUUGCUGCUACAGUUCGUGGAGGCCAUAGUGGUUCUAAUCAGACAGACGUCUCACAUGAGAGUGACCAGAGCUCUCAGACCAAUUUUCCUGGUGGACUGUAGAUACUGCGGUGCCGUGCGCAGAAACUUGCGUCAGAUCUUCCAGUCCCUCCCACCUUUUAUUGACAUCCUCCUACUGCUGCUCUUCUUCAUGGUUAUAUUUGCUAUGUUGGGUUUCUGCCUCUUCUCACCAAACACUGUUGACCCGUACUUCAGCACUCUGGAGAACAGCCUUGUCAGUCUGUUUGUGCUGCUGACCACAGCAAAUUUCCCUGAUGUGAUGAUGCCAUCGUACUCCAAGAACCGCUGGUCCUGUGUUUUCUUCAUUGUUUACCUCUCCAUAGAGCUCUACUUCAUCAUGAACCUGCUUUUGGCAGUGGUGUUUGAUACGUUUAAUGACGUUGAGAAGAUGAAGUUUAAAUCUCUUUUACUCCACAAACGCUCCGCUAUUGACCAUGCCUUUCAGCUGUUAGUUAGCCGGCAGAGGCCGAUGGGCGUGUCGCUGAAACAGUUUGAUGGUCUGAUGCGAUUUUACAGACCACGGAUGUCUGCAAGAGACCGUUUCCUCACAUAUAAAGCUCUUAACACCUCAGGGGCUCCUAUGCUCAGUCUACAGGACUUUUAUAAGUUCUAUCAGGUGACUGGCCUUAAAUGGAAGGCACGACGCAGUGGAGAACAUUGGUUUGAUGACCUUCCACACACAACCUUCCUCAUUUUCAAAGGCAUUAACCUGCUUGUGAAGUCAAAGGCCUUCCAAUAUGCCAUGUAUGUGGUGGUGGCCAUCAAUGGCGUGUGGAUUCUCGUGGAGACGUACACGCUCAACAGUGGAAUUUCCUGGUCCAGAUUUGUUCCCUGGAGUUACAUUGUCUUUCUGACCAUUUAUGGUGUUGAGGUGUUAUUGAAAAUAUCUGGUUUGGGGCCAAUGGCUUAUUUCAGCUCUGGGUGGAAUCUGUUUGACUUUUCAGUGACAGUGUUUGCCUUCCUGGGUCUGACUGCUCUUGCCUUCGAUAUGGAGCCGUUUUACUUUAUCGUAGUUCUCAGACCACUUCAGCUGCUCCGGUUGUUUAAGAUAAAGCAGAGGUAUCGUAAUGUGUUGGACACCAUGUUUGAGCUCUUCCCCAGGAUGGCAAGUCUGGGGUUGACCUUAAUCAUCUUCUACUACUCAUUUGCCAUUGUUGGGAUGGAGUUCUUUGCAGAGGUGGUUUACCCCAACUGCUGCAACGCCAGCACAGUGGCAGACUCCUACAGACAGAUCAAUGUCACCUAUGGCAACAAAACGGUGUUGGAAGAAGGCUACUAUUAUCUCAAUAACUUCAACAACAUCCUCAGCAGCUUUGUGACUCUGUUUGAACUGACUGUGGUCAAUAACUGGUACAUUACCAUGGAAGGAGUCACUUCUAUGACAACCCACUGGAGCCGGCUCUACUUCAUGACAUUUUACAUAGUUACCAUGGUGGUGAUGACUAUCAUCGUGGCGUUCAUUCUGGAUGCAUUUGUGUUCCGCAUGAACUACAGCCGCAAGAACCGUGAACCAGUAGAGAACCCAGAGGAUGAGAACGGGAUAGUUUUUGAAGUAGAGGUGAGUCGUGAUGAAGCUCUGGCCACUCUAGAGCUGUACAAACAGACUUGCCCAGGACUGUCCUCCCUCAGCUCUCUGCAGGGAGUCCUACAAACUAUGGACAGAGGAGGGCACUCGUCUCUGGUGUACCUAGGUCGCAGGUCUCGGACGAAGAGUGACCUCAGCAUGAAAAUGUACGAGGAGGAGAUACAGCACGAGUGGUAUACAGAGUAUUCAAGGGAAAACCUGCCUGAGCAAGACCAAAGCCUGGAGCGGGAGCUGGACAGUCCCGUCUCUGACCCAUCUCCCUUCCCAGAGCCUCAGCUCAACGCACAGACUGGACCUCACAGGGUUAACUAAUGCACAGUUUGAAAGCAGUACAUACACCACCACCAUCUCAGCAUUUUGAAAUGCAAAGAAAACCCCCAUCACUCCAGCUCUUCUCCAGUUUCCCCGCGCUCACCGUUUGCCACAGUGGGAAACUAGUCCGGGGCUUCCUUUUGGACUGAUGUGAGAGUGAGACGAGUUAAAGAUGACUCCUUCUCAGAGCCGUCACUACAGACAGAAAGACAGCAGUGCAGGUCUGUUGCUCGACCAGUGAGGUGGGAGUGUCGCCCUCUUUUGGCCUUUUCAAAGACUCCAGCAAAUAUUACCAGCGAACCCGUACUACUACAGUAUGUCGUGUACGUAUACUGCUGUAGGCCUUUUGUGACCUCUUGUAAAUCAUGUAGUACUUAAACCUGAUGCCUUAGUUAAAUGGCUCAUCUGAUCCGUAUUACCGCAGACACUACAUCUAAGUUCUCUAAAGACCCAAAGUAUAAACUCUUACACUCCUUUUAGCUCAACCCAACGGUGUAUCUCCUAACUAAUGUCUCAACAGACUCAAAGUAUUUAACUUUUAUAUAGCUUCUUCUUAUUCUGUGAUGUAUUUGAGUUAGCUAAGAAGGGAUUUUAAUAAACUGCUCGAAUUGUCAAGUGCAUUAAUGUAUUUUUGCUGUACUAUCAUACUACUGGUAACUGCUUACAUUAUUUACUUACAAUGUAUAAUUUAACACAGACCAGCAUAGCAUUACUACGACCUG